GGGGGAUCGCCCUAUAUAAGCGAAACACUGGUGCGUGAACAAGACCGUGCAGAGCUGUCUCCUUCUUCUGUUCCCCUUAGCUUCUCUGUCUUCUGCGGGAGAAUUGCCUUCUGAGGCGCGACGAAGGAAAAAGAAAUCAUGUACAAGCACGUGAUACUCGCCGUUCUCGCAUGCAGCGCCUACCUGGUCCUUGAAACCAGUGCCCAGACGUUUGUGGCUGCACCACCGGCUGUCGUAGCCGCCCCCGUGGAGGUGCCCCAGCCGUACUCCUUCGGCUACGUCUCCAACGACAUCGAGGGCAGCCACGGCCACGAGGAGACCGGUGACGGCAGCGGCCGCGUGUCCGGCCGUUACUCCCUGAGCCUCGGUGACGGGCGCACCCGUGUGGUCACCUACGUGGCUGACGAGUUCGGCUACAGGGCCGAUGUGGUCACCAACGAGCCCGGUACCGAGUCCAGGCCAGCCGCUGAUACCACCUUCACCUCCAGCGCACUUUCCGGACCAGACGCUGCCGCCGCCUACGAGUCCACGAGGCUCGGCGGUGUCGUCGUUGGCCGUGCCUAAAUGAUGACAGUAGAAGGAGACCCGCUCUAGAAGACAACACACACAAACUACACGACAACUUACACAAGGGCCCGCGGUCAUCUUCAGAGACGGGCAGCCAAGUUCGAGGCGAAGCGUGCAAUUUAAGCCUUCCUGAUUCUGGAUGAUAGAGUGCUCUAUAGCAAGUAGAUGUGCGGUAACGUUAUUGCGCAGUAUUGGAUUGAAAUCUCCACGAACUUGGCUGCACUGCACAGAUUCCCUGCUUCUUGAUACUUCUUUGUGCCGUGUUACUUCUCUGUACCCCGCUGCCCCCUCCCUCUCCCGGCCGCAACGACUUCGAUGCUUGGGAGGUCCUAACUGCGUUGAGCAGAAACGCAAAUAAUUUACACCGCCCUUGCCUCGCAGUUGUUGCGAUGAAGUGUGCCCACCACGUGUCUUUCUCGUCUUCUUUCUCCCAACACUCUUGCAGGCUUCCUUACUUUGCCAAACUCGUACUGUCCGCGUCUCGUGUUCUCUGUUGUCCGUUCGUCUUUGUUGAGCUCCUCAAACGCCAGCGUUGCCGCACUUUCUGUUCUCGCAAAGCAAAGCACUUAGCAAAAUACUCUCUUACUCUCUUUCACUUCAUCUACCCUGCUGGCUUUUGUGGGCUCUGGCAAGAGCAAACCGUGGUAUAGCUCACGUCCAUAUUUGUCGCCUCUGUCUAAUAUUUGUUGCCUGUAGUUCCCUGUGCCAUAUUCCUUAAGGCUUUCUCCCGCACCCCUAUCCCUUUUUCCUCAAACUGUUCUCCUUCUCUUUUCACAUCUUUGUUUUGUCCUUUGUUCUAAAAUGGAAGCGUCGGGUCAAUUGUCUCAAAUGACUAGUGGUACACUAACGUCAGAGAAACAAACAUUACAUGUACACGAACAGUACUUUGCUCUCAAAUGGAAACUCUUUCAGCAUUGAUACCAGGGUCCACACAAAAGAAUUUCUUGAUAGCUUGGUGGCGUACAUUGCUAAGUGAGGUGUGUCGCUGCCCUAAAUCUAACUUAUUCUGCCCAUUCGCACAGGGACACGAGCUACUCAGGACGGAAAAAAAUUUCGUGGUUAACGGCUACGCUUUACAUGAGAAACACAACGACAAGAAAACGACAGACACACCUAGGCAUUUCGCAUUUUACAUAACAAGCCAGACAUUUUGGUAACACGCACCUUCAGACGAAUAUCGUACUUUUCCACAUCACUUUGCUCCCUUAUCGGUGUCAGUGUGGAGAGCUGAUUAUUUACUUGAAGAACCUGUUGUAGCUCGAUUUUUUUUAUUCGUCACCAAGUGCUCAUGUCAGCCGGGCAUGCGUUGCAGCCUACGUGAACGGAUUCUUCAGUUGUGGUCGUGCUUCGCAUCUCAACUUCUUUCACGGAUACCUGUAGUAUUUCGCUGACCUGAACGAAUUCUCUCCAAGCGAAAUGGCCUCGCUGCCUCGCUCAAUGCAGCGUUUCAGUAGCGAACCUUUCGUUUGACCUUUCGGUUUGAAACAAGUUCCAUUGUUGUUGUUUUGGAACAAUGUUAUGUUCUACGGCUAGUCGAAACGAGUCUUUGUCAAAUAUUUCUAGUGAAACGAAAGAUCGACUGCUUUAUGCAAUGGUGU
This is a messenger RNA of Dermacentor silvarum, 2165 nucleotides long. RefSeq names its product cuticle protein 10.9-like. The transcript has 3 exons. Bases 139 to 564 code for a protein of 141 amino acids. Gene Ontology annotation, cellular component: extracellular matrix. The record is from RefSeq and is a predicted model, not a curated record. NCBI's taxonomy places the organism in Eukaryota, Metazoa, Arthropoda, Arachnida, Ixodida, Ixodidae.